Molecule: messenger RNA, 4226 nt
Organism: Solea senegalensis (Senegalese sole)
Lineage: Eukaryota; Metazoa; Chordata; Actinopteri; Pleuronectiformes; Soleidae
Product: ceramide transfer protein-like
Exons: 18
Coding region: 607-2475 (622 amino acids)
Biological process (GO): ER to Golgi ceramide transport
Cellular component (GO): Golgi apparatus
Molecular function (GO): phosphatidylinositol-4-phosphate binding
Source: RefSeq, a predicted model, not a curated record
CCCCAACCCCCCCAGACCUGAGUGAAGACAAGCUAGCCAGUCCUCUGCUGCUGUUGCUGCUGCUCCUGCUAACAACUUAAGAGCGGAACUCAGCACAGGGAUAUUUACAGAGCGCUGCUCGUCAUUAGCAUGCUGAAGUUGAGGCGCAGCAGUAAAUGCCACGGCCUCCUUCACCGUCUCCCGCUGAUGAGUAGCGGCGCAUCGAGCGCCGCAGAGAGAGCUAACGACAACAUUCACAAGUUGCUCGUCAAGUUGAUUUUAGCUAGUUGCGUCGUUUUGACAGCUAACGCUAACUAGCUAGUCUCGUUCGCUUUCGACGUCAGUUUCAAAACAAAGCCCGCACAAAAAGCCGUGAAGUUGAGACUCGAGUGACACCAGGAGGACGUCGUAUCUGCGCUAAAGUCCAAACCAGACGACUGCGUGUGCUUUACGCUACGGAGCUGAGGUGUCGCACACGCCGUUAAAAAGCGGGAUUGUCAUUAUUCGCAGAGUAGAACCUGGUCAGCAGGUAUAAAUCAGUGUCGCGUUUUAAUCACCGAUUAUUAAUCCAGCAGAUACUGUUCCGCUAGGACCAUAACACACGUCAAGUUUUCUCCUUGGAUUUAAAUGUCCGAGAAGAGUUCAUCGUCCGGUUCGGACGAGGAUGUGGACCCGGAAUCUGUACAGCCUGUGGAGCACGGAGGCGUUUUAAGCAAGUGGACAAAUUACAUACACGGAUGGCAGGACCGAUGGGUCGUGUUGAAAAACAACACCUUGAGCUACUACAAGUCGGAAGAUGAACGGGAGUACGGCUGCAGGGGGUCCCUGUGCCUCAGCAAAGCUGUCAUUACACCUCAUGAGUUUGACGAGUGUCGUUUUGACAUCAGCGUCAACGACAGUGUUUGGUACCUCAGAGCCGAAGAUCCCGAGCACAGACUCCAAUGGAUUGAGUCGAUAGAACUGCACAAGGCCGAGUCCGGUUAUGGUUCAGAAACCAGUCUGAGGCGUCAUGGUUCCAUGUUGUCUCUCACCUCCGCAGCCAGUGCCUUGUCUGCGACGUCCACGUCCUCUUUCAAGAAGGGGCACAGGCUGCGUGAGAAGCUAGCAGAAAUGGAAACCUUUCGGGACAUUCUGUGCAGACAAGUGGACACCCUGCAGAAAUACUUUGACUCCUGUUCUGAUGCUGUCUCUAAAGACGAAUUUCAGAGAGACCGGGUAGAGGAUGACGAAGAUGAAUUUCCAACCACUACAAAAACGGAUGGGGAAUAUAAUCACAACAACAAUGGCAGCAAAGAGAAAUUGUUCUCCCCGGCCAGUCCCAAAGGUAUGAACGGAAUAGACUUUAAGGGUGAGGCCAUUACCUUCAAGGCCACAACAGCAGGCAUUCUGUCCACCCUGUCCCACUGCAUCGAACUCAUGGUCAAACGAGAGGACAGCUGGCAGAAAAGAUUGGACAAGGAGUUGGAGAAGAGGAGGAGGGUAGAAGAUGCCUACAAGUGUGCUGUGCAUGAACUGAAGAAAAAGUCACACUACGGGGGCCCAGACUAUGAGGAGGGACCAAACAGCCUGAUCAACGAAGAUGAAUUCUUUGAUGCAGUUGAAGCCGAACUGGACAGACAAGACAAGAUAGAGGAGCAGUGUCACUCAGAGAAGGUCAGGAUAUCCCGACCGUCCUCGGUUACUCCCGGUGACGUCUACUCCACGAUCGGCACACACCGCUUCACCAACAAGCCCCAUAGCCAUACUUCUUCCCUGUCCUCCGUUGAGCUAGUCAGUGCUUCAGAUGACAUUCACAGAUUCAGCGCUCAGGUGGAGGAGUGGGUGCAGAACCACAUGACUUAUUCCCUCCAGGACGUGGGUGGAGAUGCCAACUGGCAGUUGGUAAUAGAGGAAGGAGAGAUGAAGGUGUACAGGAGAGAAGUGGAAGAGAAUGGCAUCGUCCUGGAUCCUCUCAAAGCCACACAUUCUGUGAAGGGGGUGACGGGACACGAGGUCUGUCACUACUUCUGGGACACGGAUGUGCGAAUGGACUGGGAGACAACCAUUGAAAAUUUCAACGUUGUGGAAACACUUUCUGAUAACGCCAUCAUUGUUUACCAAACACACAAGAGAGUGUGGCCCUCCUCUCAGAGAGAUGUGCUCUAUCUGUCAGCCAUCAGGAAGAUCAUAGCAACAAACGAAAACGACCCAGACACAUGGCUGGUCUGCAACUUCUCUGUGGAUCACAAAGACGCGUCUCCCACAAACAGGUGUGUUCGUGCCAAAAUCAACGUCGCCAUGAUCUGCCAAACGCUGGUCAGCCCACCAGAGGGCGAUAAAGAGAUCAGCAGAGACAACAUCCUUUGUAAGAUCACUUACGUUGCCAAUGUAAAUCCAGGAGGCUGGGCUCCAGCUUCAGUCCUCAGAGCUGUCGCCAAGAGAGAAUAUCCCAAGUUCCUGAAACGCUUCACCUCCUAUGUCCAGGAAAAAACAGCUGGGAAGUCCAUUCUCUUCUGAACACUAACAGGUUUGAGGACCGUAUUUGCCUGCUGCGGAGACGACGUUCGGCAUUAAACAGGCUCUCGAUGACCCAUUGACCUGACGGCGAGAUCAGACGUCUGCCUGCAGGAGACCGCAUCUGUCAUCCGGAGAGAACACGUGUUUGUAGAGGAGACUGGUUUUACAGCUUUAAUCCAUCAUCACUUCUCAUCCCAGCCACAUCAAUACUGGCUCAACACCAUCAGUUGGACACGGCUGCAAUUAUAUGUAAAUUCAAGUUUCUUAUGUGGUUUUCAAAUUGUUUUUUGUUGUUGUUUUUUUUGUAAAUUUUUUUGUACAUUUCUUAAAAUAACAUACAUCAUGAUUAUUAUUAUUAUUAUUAUUAUUAUUGUUGUUGUUGUUAUUAUUUGGGUUUGCUUUAAUCACUAGUAUUACAGCUCCAUGUUUUGCUGCUGCUAAAGUAACUACCAUGAGCAAGGAAAGUAGAUAGUGACAGGAACAGCGUUGAUGAGGUGUGGUACAGUGUUUCCUCUUUUUAUGCCUUCUCUUGUCCCUCUCGUGACGACUCACCGCAGUUUGAUGGAGGGGCCAGAGCCUAAAGCUUUGAGAUCUUUAUAUUUAUAGAUUGUUAUAAAAUAGCUUUUCCGAGAGAGAGAGAGAGACCGUGGACACGAUGUAUUGUACAGAGACUUAAGUGUUCAGUUAGUUUACCAAUGUGAGAAAUGUGAAUUGACUGUUAAGCGCUUGAAUUACUGGUGGUCCAAGGAAGUGGGAGAUUUUUUUUUCCAAAUCUAAUUUACCAGAUUUAAACUGAUCAUGAUCAAUGCACAAAUAUUUGCCAUAAAAAAUGUAAAGUCCCUCUCUCUCUGAGGGACAUGUGGAAACAUUUCACACACUUAAAAAAAUGAUUUUUCACCAUCUUCAGCCCCCCCAAAUCUGUCCAUUUAUGAGGAGUCCUGUUGCUAUGGGCCUUUUUUGUUUUCGCAUGUUUAAGCCGGUUUAAAACACAGGUGUGACAUGAACCAUGGCUCUGUUCAUGUCAUGUAAGUCAGGACAGUGCGACGGUGAACGUUGAUGGAAGUUACUACAGUGAUUUUUCCCACUCUGCAAAGGCUCAUCCUGUAGGUAAACACUGUAAAAAUAGCUGCACAGUUAGUUCCCUGUAUCAUAUUCUCAGACGUACUCUAAAAAUGACAUUUCACACGCCACACUACAGUGCAGUGGUUUUCCUGCCCUUUGACUGAUGAAACUAAAACCCCUUUAAUGCCUUAGACUCCAGGAUGAAGCCUAAAGAUCCAGCCUGGCUUUGUCCUUACUGUACAGCUACCACCAGAUGUGCAUUUAUCGACACUGAAAACAAACCAAGCAGGAGAGAGACAGAGGGAGGGUCAGCAUUUCACGUCAUCGUACCUCAGCAUUUUAGUUUGCUCUACUUUCUGUUCAAUGCCAUCGUAUGUUGGGAGUUUUUGCAAUCAGUAGAUCAGAGGGCAUAAACAUCAGGAUCGCUAUUGUCUAAAGGGGCGGGGGUCAAAGUUCAGGAAGGAUCCAGACCGUCGUUUUGUUUUUCUGAUGAUUACGAGAGAGCGAGCGAGCGAGAUCUACGAGCGGUGUCAGCUGAAGAAUGCAUUUAUCAUUUUUUAAGUCUGAUAUUUUGUCAGUAAUCGACACACUUUGUAUAUUUUCUAAGUUGAACAUCAGAAGUGUUAUCAUUUGCACUAAAUGUAAUGCAAUUUGACAAUGUUCUGUAAAUUAAAAAUUGUUACACAAGA